Penaeus monodon (black tiger shrimp) is the source of this 3044-nucleotide messenger RNA. RefSeq names its product SPRY domain-containing SOCS box protein 3-like (gene SP555). Bases 126 to 902 code for a protein of 258 amino acids. The transcript is spliced from 2 exons. Lineage: Eukaryota; Metazoa; Arthropoda; Malacostraca; Decapoda; Penaeidae. The record is from RefSeq and is a predicted model, not a curated record. Gene Ontology annotation, cellular component: SCF ubiquitin ligase complex. Gene Ontology annotation, biological process: proteasome-mediated ubiquitin-dependent protein catabolic process. Gene Ontology annotation, molecular function: protein binding.
UGAGGCAACGAGGAAGACAACUGUAGACAUAGAGUGUUGAUAUUUUAUUUAUUUAUUGGAACAACACGGCUGCGUACAGCUGUUCCUUGGUAAACAAUCAGGAAGGGAUGUGGUGAGGCGCCGCCAUGACGCAGGACGAGCAGGAGGAGAAGAGCCUGGAGGCGCCGCCGCCGCGCCUCUCGCCGCUGGAGCACGGCUGCGACGCGUGGUGGCGCUGGAGCCAGCACCACAAGAGCCCUGAGGUGCGGCUGUACUCGCGGACGGCGCUCUUCCACCCGAACUGGUCGCACGGCACGGCCGCCGUGCGGGGCUCGCACGACAUCCGCGGUGGCGUGCAUUACUGGGAGGUGCAGGUGUCGCAGCGGCUGUUCGGCACGGCCAUCAUGUUCGGCGUGUGCACGGCGUCGGCGCGGUUGCACGCCGACACUUUCGUGAGCUUGGUGGGCGAGGACGAGAACGGAUGGGGGCUGUCGCACAAGGGGCUGGUGUGGCACGCCGGGGUCUGGCGCCGCUACACCGAGCCCUUCCGCGAGAACAAGGCCACCACCAUCGGCGUGCUCUACGACGGCGAGCGCGGCACCCUCGGCUUCUACAAGGACGAGCGCUGGCUUGGCGUCGCCUUCAGCGGGCUGGGCGACGUCACGGAGUCGCUGUAUCCUGUGGUGUCGUCGACGGCGGCCAAGACAGAGCUCACUCUCGGCACCACCCGCAGGGGCUGGGCCGGUCUACAGGACCGCGCCCGCCAUGCCCUCCUCUCCGCCCUCGCACACCCGCACCUUCUCUACACGCUGCCGCUUCCGCCCGCGCUGCGAACCUACAUCGAGGACGACCUGCCGCCUUCGAGCGCCAAUGGCAAGGACGUCCUCAUCCCCACUACCACGGGGCUCUCCCGCUCCUCCUGACCAAGCUCUAGCGAGUAGACGCCCCUCGCUAACGAUGAUUCCGCACGUCCCCUUCCUACAUUCCACAUGGACUACCUACGCCAGCGCACACAAUCAGCAACGCACAUCUGAAACCGUCAAUCCCCGUCUCCUUAUAUUGCUUGAUAAGUACGGGGCACUGAGCUCCCUCGGUGGGAAUGAACUCACUAUCGAUGUCUACCUAAAUGUCCAGACGAUAGCACGCAGUUAUUCACACACACACACACACACACACACACACACACACACACACACACACACACACACACACACACACACACACACACACACACACACACACACACACACACACACACACACACACACACACACACACACACAUUGUCUCCAUAUACCAUACCAUUUUACUGAAUACUUGUCAUGGGCCUUAUUUUCGGCUGAAAGGACAAAACAGUAACUUUUCUAGCUUAUGGCAACCAGAAUAACGAAAUUUCCUUUUUAAUUUCUUUUGAGCGGGUUCAGGAUUGCCUUUCUCUAUCGCCUAUGUAAAAGGUUAACUCCUUUGCUUGACAAAGGGAGCCUGUCAAAUCUUGCGAUUUUAAGCAUUGAAAGUGAAGUUGCUGGAAAAAUAGAUUUUAGCAACAUCAUUAAUGUUUUCGUUGUUAGGAGAGCACUAAACGGAAUUUUCUAUUAACAGUUUAUGUUACUGAAAUGAACGUAUUAAUAGAAUUAUUAUUGUAAGUGAAUGUUAAUUUGAAAAUAAGGAGAAUUUCUCUCCAACAUCAUCAAGACCCAGGAAGUACAAACGAAAAUAUGUGGGGGGGGGGCAUAGGAAUCAUAUAGGGCCCGCACUCGUGCAUUAUACCAUGAUCCGACCCGGCUCUCGACGCCCCUGCACGGAAGUUCUGCCAGCAACAUAACCUCUUGACAUAUGUUUUCCAAGGAGCUUUAGAUCACUUCUCACAAUCUGGGCCAGAAAACUUACGUACAACAGGGAUCAAAAAAAAAAAAAAAAAAAAAAAAAAAUAAUAUAUAUAUAUAUAUAUAUAUUUUCAUCCAAAUUCAUCUUGCUAUUCAGUGGGAAAAGAUCAGAACAACGAAGUGUGUAAGAAGCCUAAUUUUUAUACGCCUUUUGGUAUGGGCUUAUGAGCAGAAGGAAGUGGUUUGGAUUGAUGAUGAAGACUCUGAUCUAGUAAAACUUCACUGGUGAUAAAGUAAAAAUAUCCUGAACGUUUUGCGCGUUGUCAUGACUUUUUGAGUACUAAAUGAUAUUUAUAAUUAAUUGUGCAUUUGUAAAACUCAAAACGAAGGAAUGAUAUUUAUUUGAACACCAAGACAUGAACUGUUGAGAGUGUGUUUUGAGAAGAAUGGUGAAGCUUUUGAUUAAGAUAACGAUAUGUAAAAAGGGUUAUAUUCCCUAAGUACAGACAUGCCCUUCUCACUGAGUACAUAUGAUAAAUUAAACAAAUUUGAUAAAUAAAUGAAUAAACAAAUAGAUAAGGUGCACAAUCCAGAUAAGAAUAUCAUGCUUCUUUUCUCAAGACUGUCAUUGCCUCUAAAAGUCCAAAUUUUUAAGUAAUGUUUUUUUGUUCCACUCGAAGCAAAUCUGAAUAUACCUAUACAAUGAAGAAUAUGUGAAUCGAGUAUGCUCACAAUAUGCAUAAAAAUACUGUGCAGAACAAAUGUACUGUUUACAUGAACUACCAGUGACAUGCUAGUCAUUAAAUGCAUAUAUAGAACUUAGAAAUAUGUACAUUCUGUAGUGACAAGGCAGUAGCAACAAAGUGGUGGGAACAAGAAACUCUAGCAGCAAAAUAUGAUGGCGACUACAGUGCUAUUACAUCUCUCCAAGGACUUGGAAAAACCACGUCCCAAGCGUUAAUCGUGAUUCUCAUUUGAUCUGCAAUUUUAUUUAUAUUUGCGACUCUUCUUUCACGUCAUUAAGAACUGUAAAUGACGUAUAAGGGGUACGGGCCCAAGAGUUUUUUUUUCUUGCAUUUUCUUAUGCCUAUUGCAGAAAGUGCGAAUUAUUUUUAUUUUCGUUCCUUGUACAUUACUUCUCUCUUUCUUCUUUGUUGUUUUAUACGCAUUUGUUGCCAUAUAUAUAUAUCGUUAUUGAUUUCUGAUUCAUAGGUAAAUAAAUGUGGAAAGUUAAUAUAAUUA